Kwoniella botswanensis is the source of this 465-nucleotide messenger RNA. RefSeq lists its product as uncharacterized. NCBI's taxonomy places the organism in Eukaryota, Fungi, Basidiomycota, Tremellomycetes, Tremellales, Cryptococcaceae. The transcript has 2 exons. Bases 1 to 465 code for a protein of 154 amino acids. The record is from RefSeq and is a predicted model, not a curated record.
AUGUCAGAUCACUCGGGUCCAGUUGUUCGAAAAGUGUUCCUUCUCGAAGCAUUCCUCAACCUCCUCUCCUUACCUCUAAUCACCAACACCCGCACCGUGCUCUCAUACCUCCUCCGAAACCCAGCCCAUAUCAACGCUUCUUCUAUACUUUUCGCCAGACUCUUUGGAGGAAUAAUCAUCGGUGGACUCACCACUGGUUUGUUAUAUGGUGCGGCACACAUACCCAGUCGAAGAGCCGUCUACUGGACAUUGGGAAUGGGAGAGGUUUUCUUAAUUCCCAUUUUGGCGUUGGAAUCGACCAAUCCCCAAAGUGCAUUGACUAGGAAGACCGCACUGGCUAGUAUUGGCUUGUUGGCACCUCCGCUGGCUUGGAGGGUGUACCUACUGUAUAUGAGACCCGAGUGGAUUGGGAGAGAGAGGGCAGGAAAGAAUGAGCGACAACCUCUCGUAAGGGAUGAACAAUAG